Schistocerca piceifrons (Central American locust) is the source of this 4997-nucleotide messenger RNA. RefSeq lists its product as uncharacterized. The transcript is spliced from 4 exons. The record is from RefSeq and is a predicted model, not a curated record. The coding region runs from base 2550 to 4997 and encodes 815 amino acids. Lineage: Eukaryota; Metazoa; Arthropoda; Insecta; Orthoptera; Acrididae.
CAACGACGUGUGUGCAUGCGAGUGCGUGUUUGAUGUGCCGCGCGUCGCGAACGAAACCGAAAUUCGAAGGAACAUUUGAAGAAGAGGCAUCAGUCGCGCGUUAGCGGUAGCGCAUGCGCAGUAACGAUAUUCGGCAGUUCGAUGGGGCAGUUGAACGAGUAAUCGCUGUAUGGCAUUUGUCUAGGGCGCAUGCGCAACGGUGACACUCGGCAGUUAGAUGGGGCACCUGAACGAGCAAUAGCGGUCUAGCGUUUAUCUACAGCGCAUGCGCAUUAGCUACGAAUCACUGAGUCUGUUAACUUUCUUUCCUCCCCCCAGCGUAACAUUUCAGGUCAUCCGUUUAUUCAUUCUCUUUAUCCACUCUCUCGACUCCUUUGGAGAGCUUUUAAAGAAGACAAGCGUUCUGUAACGCGACGAGCGAAAUUGAAUGAGCACAAUUUUGGACGAUAAAUUACAACAGUCUUGACAGUAGCGUAUACUGAGCUACAUAAUUAAUUUUUCUUCUCUGUUUUUUGAUGAUUUACCGCCUAAAGACAAAUUUGAUUGUACAUAUAACGUAAAAAUUGCUACGCAUAUCGAUACUGAGAAACUAUCUGCUAUGAUGCGGAAGUUUUUAACCACCUAGGCAGUCCAUCAAUUAGGGGGAAAAACCUUUUUUACGUUUUUCACAUUUUCUUUCGCAUUGCUCUCUAAACAGCCACAGUGUUUUCGCUUCCUACUCCUCCACAUCUUGGGAAAAGAAAAGAGAAAGGAAGAAUUCUUUGUGAAGAACUGAGCAAAAAUAGCCGCGUAAUGUGUGUGGAGAAAGAAAUUAUUUUCGCUGAAAGUGUUACAGCCAAUCUAGUUGCUCGAAUCUACCGAAACUUGCUUUGAAGUCUUGGAGUGCCGUCUUCACCUCUCCUGCUUGUGGAUAUCAACACAUUUCUGCGAGCACCAGUUGUCAGGACAUGCGAAAAAGCGCUGGUGUUUGAAAAAUUCGUGAGUGAUUAAUUGUCCCGUCGAGCGUGUUUAAUGGACUUUGCGAGCAGGAACUGACGGAAUACACUGUACCCCGACUCGGAACACAAAAGUGAGCUACGAAAAUAAAUACUGGUGUGACGACAAGAUAGAAGACUGGGAAAGGAGGCAGGGAAAGAACUGAGCGAGAAACAAAAGUAGAUGCACCAAGUGAAUAUAUGAAGAAAUACACGUGGCUGCAUGCGGAUCACGUAAAAGAUUUCGCAACUAUGUGAAGGAGGUCGUCUGAUCAAUCUUCGAUGUGGACGAAGACUGCUGAAAGAGAAGCGUGUUGAGAAGAGGAGCCCGGGUAUAAAGAAGUGCAAAGAGAAGUGGGAAGCCAAGAGGAAAGCCGUCUGUAAUUUUUCGACAGAAAUCACUAUUCGAAAUUGUUAUGGCCAGCAACCAGUUACGUCCACUGACACAAGUUGAAAUACAAAGCACCCAAGAAAUGACGACGUGGUGUUUGCUUUGAAAUUACAUAUUCUGAAAUACUUAUAUAUGUACUAUCUACUCUUAGUAAGUUUGUAAUGUUGAUAGGUAUCAACAUCCUAAGUGCAUUUCAUUACCUGAACACUUUGGCACUCAAUGAAUCUGUAAGAUGUGUUUAGUAGGUCAGCUAGACAAGUGCAACUGCAUCUAGACGAUAAUAUCCUUUGUGGUAUCUACGAAGAUGAAUAAACACCUGGAAGCUAAAAAGUAAGUGAAGAACAAUUUCAAAAAUAUAUAAACCAAUGUAGCAAGUUUCGAAGCUAUCAUGCGAAAAUUGUGAAUUAAUUCAAACAGCUGAUCAUGUGAGAUUCCAGACUGGAAAGGGGAGAAGAAUAUAGAAGAUCUCAAAGGUCAUCAAACAUUCAAGGUAAAACUUGCAUUAUAACUAUCAUUUAAAACUCCUGUUGCGAAAGACAGUGGGGAUUCACUACUAAGAAACUGGAUGUAUGGACAGCAAAUUUUUAGUCACUGGGAAAAACAGCUUUAUGUUAAAUGAAGAUGCAAUGCUAUAAUAAAUUUGCAGCAGCUGAAAACUAGAUUUCAUUCGUGUACAUACCAUGAGAAUAUUAUACUAGUGAAAAACUUCAUCUAGAGCUCAUGUGAAGCAAUAAAUCAGAUGUAUAAUUCUUAAACCAGCCUUGUGUAUUUUGAAGACAUAAUGGAAUAAUUUCAACAUCUGGAUGUGAUACCGGUUUGCAUCAAGAGGAUAUAAAAUAACUCUUUGGAAAAAGUACUUGAAAUCCACCUCAUACUCGAGUGAAGCAAAGGUUACUUGAAGAACUUCGUGGCAUACAUUCAAAAAGAACUAGAGUGAAUGAAGAUAGGUUGUGUAGCUGCAUAUAUUAAGGCAGUAAUAUCGGCAAAAAUCAACAAAAUUCAUUGAUGCACCUGGGGCAUUUUCAUACUUCAAAGAUGGACCUGCCACAGUAUUUAAAUUAGAUUCAGUGUUAUAGAUGGAGUUUUGAGGGCACAACUGAAGUUCCUGAAAGCUGUCUCAAUAGCUGGUAACAGAAGAAUAAUUUCUGCUAGGAAGCUUUUGCCACGAGAAAGUUGGGUGCAAUAUGACCAAGGAGAAGCGAUGGUGGCGCCGCUCCGUGCCCUGGUGGGCGCGCCAGCGAACCCCCACCUACCAGUCACGUGACGGCGACGGCAGCGCCACGACGGACAGCGCCAGAGUUGCGGAUGGCGCCUCCAGCGCCCCUAGCGGCGGGGCAUCUCCACCACCAGGAAGCGUAGCUAGCUUCGGGUCCGGCUCUGGCAGUAGGAGAAGCACCUCGACCAGCCCAGCGAGGGACGAAAUGGGGCAGAUGCCCAACAUAAACUUCUCCUUCUUUGGGAACAGCAAGGAAGACCUGAACAGAGAUAGCCAGAUAUCUCCGGGAGAUCCUCAGGCGACUAUGACGACAUUCCGGACAUCGGUAAGCCUGGAACUGGGACACACAGUUCCACUGGAGGACGACCCGUCAGAGAACAAAAUCCCAGAGUAUGCCAAGGUAGUGAAGAAUUCCAAAAACGGCACCGGUCUGGUGGAGCCGCCGCGACUGAGGAGCAAAACGAUGCCGAGCUCAGUAGACUUCUGUAGGGACAACCAGCGGUACUCCAAUUGCUUCCCUGGGUACGAGGAAAUCGGCUCCUUGAGACAGGUGUCGAAAGUGACUGACGCCGAGUGUUCACGUCCGGGGUCCUCUAUGAGCAGCCGGACAGUCCCAGAAGUUUCCCAAAGCGUGUCCUCUAGAGCUGGAUUUAGUCACCUGUCGGCAUCUCUCGAGGGUAGAAAGGCGAGCUCGCGAUAUUUGAACAGUGAGAACGUUGCUGCUUCCGGAGACAGAGGUUACGAUAAUGACGACGGACCUGAUUAUGAGGAGUUGAAGGUGUCCCCGGUUUUCCAACAAACUCGGCAAGAAGCGACCAACGGGGCGCACUACGAGAGACUGGUACUCGUCGACGGACCUGAACCAAAGACCGAUCGAACGGUAGAGGCACGGCCCGAGCCACCAGAAGUACCUCAGCGGGUUCCGAAUACGACAGAAGUCCGCACUGGAGAGAAACGUACAUUGGCGAAUGCUGCUGACAAAGUUAAUGGUCUUUCCCAAUGGACACUCCGGUAUGGUACCACCAUGCUGCAGAAGUUGAGGAGGCCAGGAAAGGCUGCAGGCAAGAUAGCAGUGCCUGAUGAUACCACCUCUAAUGGGGCCGAAACUUCAAAUGGUGGUGGUGGACAACCAGCUGGCGAGGAUCAGCCUUCUCUAUACGAGAUACCGCGGAGUCACACAAAGGUGGUUAUAAUGCAGACGAGUCUCGCGUCAGUCACAGUCCCAAAUGGCAGCUCCAGUAAUACACGAGAGUGUGAUGAUUCCAAACUGCCUUGCAGCAAUCAAGAGAGGGCUCAUCUAUACGGUAAUGCAGACAAUGCUGCGAACUAUUCUAAGGAAGUUGGAGGUACGAAAGUGGAUAGAGGUAGUCUACUGCAGAGUGAUGUGGGGAAAAACUCGGGAAGGUACACCAAUAUAACUGAAGACUUCGUGGCUGGUGUGAGGUCACUGAAGGGAGGUAAGUCUGAGGGCUGCUCCGAUGAAGUGGAGAAGAGUGAGGUGCUUGGAGGGAUUGAUGUGGGGAAGUGUGAUGAGAGGAAUGUUGUUCAGGAAGGGAGGGGAGCAACUGUUGGAUCACAGAAAUUGGCGAAAGUGUGUAGGAGUGAGGGGGAGGUUGUGGAAGAUAGUGAGCUAAGUGUAAAAGAGGCUGAGCAGUGUUGUGUGGUAGUGAAGGUGGUUACGAUUGCAGGAAAGAGAGUGGAAGACGGCGAUGUGGAUCAGAAAGAGGCGAAGUGUGCUGGGGAGGAUCUAGCAGAAUCGAAAUUGGACGAGUUAGGUACGGGAAUCGCCGGCGCGGUUCGGAAAGAGCCGGAGUCGGCCGGGGAGUUCCCGAAAGAGCCGACAGCGAGCGAGGUAGGUCCGAAGAUGGCCGACACCGAUCGGGAAGAGCCGAAGUUGGCCGGGAAAAGCCCGACGGAGCCGGAACUGGUCGAAAUGAGUCCGAAAAUGGCCGAAGACGGGCGGGAUGACACGAAAGCUGUCGACGAUUCCCAGAAAGGCAGAGAGAAGUUCGGAACUGAGCGGAAGUUGGCGGGUACUGACGGGGAGUCGACGAAAGCGGUCUUUUCGAGUCGCGAAGGUUCUGCGGAGACGGAAGGCGACACGGAGGCGUACAAGUCGACGUCCCGCAGCCCCGACGGCGCCUGCUGGGAGGACAGCGGCGACUACGAAAGCCUGACGGUGACGUCGACCGGCGACUACGAAGACCUCGAGUACUGCGAGUUCCGGCUGGGAGUCCGGGCCGGGGGCGGCGCCGGGGGCGGCGUCGCGGCGGCCGAGCUGGUGCGCCGCCGCCGCAGGGCCCGCCUCCAGCAGGGCCACGGCCGCCCCCACUGCCACGCCGCCCCCGGGCCGCACUGCUGCGUGCCGGAGGUGAGUAGCAGUGGUUUAGACUUCGCGAGUUUUCCUGAGCUGUAA